This is a messenger RNA of Gallus gallus (chicken), 5236 nucleotides long. RefSeq names its product PNN interacting serine and arginine rich protein (gene PNISR). Gene Ontology annotation, cellular component: presynaptic active zone; nuclear speck. The transcript is spliced from 13 exons. Gene Ontology annotation, molecular function: RNA binding. The record is from RefSeq and is a predicted model, not a curated record. Lineage: Eukaryota; Metazoa; Chordata; Aves; Galliformes; Phasianidae. Bases 2455 to 4920 code for a protein of 821 amino acids.
GUUCUCUGGGGGAACGGUCCCUAUGCUGUGGGGCUCAGUGGUAUUGCAGAGCUUCACAGUCCCCACGGUGCACAGUUUGCCAUGUCACUCCCAGUGCUAGAGGAGACUUAACUGUGUUUGGCUGGCACUGUGCAGAGGUAGCACCGGUGCAGCGGUACCCUCCCUGCUUGUCAUGUCGGAGGUGUGUGGUGGUCAGAAGCCUGCCUUUGGGAACCAGUAACAGUGGCAUUGCAUCUGUGGGCAGGGUGUAUUGGCUAUUGGUGCUUCCACCAGCAACUGAUGUGUUCCCUUGAGCUGCAGUUAUAAUUUGGGAUAAAAUCCGUUUGUGAGCAGCAGGGAAUAGCUCCUUAUCUGCUUAGCUUGUGAUUUUGUUCAUCAGUUGUUGAUGCUAUUUUUAUACAGAAUGUACUUAGAGGAGGAAGUUGCAAGUGGACUGUUUUCUUCAGGAGAAAAAAGUGCUGUUGCAUGGAUACCUGAAAGUCUAGCAUCAGGGCUUGUAGUGGAAUGUGUGCAAAAUUAAUCAGGCUUUUCCCCCAUCCCAACAGAUUUACAACUCAAACCGUUUAAGUUGCUUUGGUGUUUCUGUAGCAGUGUUUUAGCAGUGGUUUUCAUGCUUGUGAUAAUCAAGCACAUGUUCAUCCUUAUGUCUUCAAAACGCAGAGCAUAAUUAAAUGAUACCUGAGCUGCCAAUAUGCGGUCCUUUUCCUUGUUUAAAAGGGUCGACUUCAGCUCAGCGGAUAUGUGGAUUUAAGUUUAAAAUAACAGCUUGGAAGCUACACUGCUUGAAUGACUCACUGUAGAAGUUCUUGUACAACUUCUGUUUUGCUUUAUUUGGCCUUUGUUCAACUAACUUCAUUUUAGUGGUGCUGUAAACGUUAGUCAGACAUGCUGAUGUGUGAAAUGGGUCCUGGAAGACUUUGUAGAUACCGAGCAAGCUGGUUUCAUAAUUCCCUUUGUGGUGUUGUGUCUUGGAUCCCAGUGACGUCCUCGGAAAGCUUUUGUUCUUUGGACCGAGAAAGAAUAGAUUCUGAGUUAAAAUCAGAGCAGAGCAAAUGAAUUGACAUCCAACAUUGUCACACUAUGUAACUGUUAAUGGGCUGGGAGUGUUAUGCACAUCUUUAACUGGCCUUCUUGGUAACAGAUCUCAGGAGAAGCAUUAGCAUAGUUUCUGAUUCUGAGGAAGAGUAAAGAUGUGUAGUAUCUGGCUUUAAGUACUUGCACAGCUUAGGGUGAUACUGUAGAUUAUGUCUUUGGCCAGCAAAGAGGGAGAUGAGUGGAAGUAACAAUCAAGACAGGUAUUUUAACUCGAUUAUUGCAAUCUUAGCUCACUGCUUAAAUGUUUCAUUUAUAACUGGCAGUUGAAUAUAACGUAGUGGCAAAUAAUUUGUUGUCCCAAACUGAUCUGCUUUUUCUCUGAAUGAUAAUACAUGUGCUAUUAUGACCUCAUCAACUACCGUGAAAGGGUCUGUUUUGUCCAAUGUGGGGAAAAAGGCUCUUGCACUAAGGAUCAUAGAAUCAUGGAAUGACUUGGGUUGGAAGGGACCUCGAGGAUCGUGAAGCUCCAACCCGUGCUGCAUGCAGGGCCACCAAUCUCCACAUGUAAUACUGAAUCAGGCUGCCCCGGGCCCCGUCCAACCCGGCCUUGAACACCUUCAGGGAUGGGGCAUCCACAACCUCUCUGGGCAGGACAGUGAUCAGGGCAUUUGGGCUGCUGUUUUCCAGGACCUUUGCUUCUGAAACCUGCCUAUUUUCCUUUAGGUUCCCUCUCCAGAGCCUAAGGCUGCAUGAGGGCUGGAAUAUAUAUGUAUAUAUUUUCUUUUAACCUAGAUAUAUGCCUGAUGAUUUGAAUAUCAAAAAGGACAUGUCAUCUUUAAGCUCUGCAUUCAACAAAUGUAUAGUGUGGGGAUUCUCAAGCAUGCAGCAUGGCCUGUGGUUCAGCUCCUUUGCUUAUUUAGGAAAUGCAUACUUCUCGGUUAAAAUGCAGUGCCAGCUCAGAAGGCCUGUGCGACCAGGUCUUUAGUCACCAGAAGAACUUCUGCAGCUACAUAUUAGAGCUCAGAUGGCAAGUAAAACUUGUCAGGCCAUCUCAUGUCAUGUGUGGACUUGUCAUUCAGGGUUGAUGAGUAACAUUGUCAGAAAGGUGAUGCAGCAGCCUCUUUUCUGCAUUAGAAUGCACUUGAUUAUUAGGUAUGGUUCCAUAGGCUCCAGAAUCAUCUGCCUGCCAGUUUAUGUUUUGGAUAUGUGGUCAAAUGGUGUCCGGCGUACGAAUUCCUAACCUUGAUCUCUUCAACUCAUAAAGCAGUAAUUUGGUAACUUGCAACAAAGAGCUAAAGGCGGUUCAUUUGCCUCUGAAACGUAACAGAAGCUGAAGCCGUUAAAGAAAUACUUGGCAAAAGAUGAUAAACCACCUUUAAUGCCCAUAAUUGAAAUAUAGACUAUAUAAAGACUUAAAAGAUGUGGGAUCAACCUUGGCAGCAAUGGCCUUUGAACCAACAGCAGUGGAUGCAGUCAUUUCAGCACCAGCAGGAUCCAAGCCAGAUUGACUGGGCUGCCUUAGCUCAAGCAUGGAUUGCUCAGCGGGAAGCCUCAGGGCAACAAAGUGUAGUGGAACAACAAGGAAUGAUGCCAAAUGGACAGGAUAUUUCAGGAAUAGAGUCUGGUUCAAACAAUCAUAAUAAUUUUCAGGGGGAUCCCAACUUCAACAGAAUGUGGCAGCCAGAAUGGGGAAUGCCUCACCAACCCCCUCACCCUCCUCCAGAUCAGCAGUGGAUGGCUCCAACCACAGGUCAAAUGGAAAUUGUUCCUCCAUCUGAAGACAGCAACAGUCAGGACAGUGGGGAGUUUGCAUCUGACAACAGGCAUAUAUUUAACCAGAACAAUCACAACUUUGGGGCACCUCCCGAUAACUUUGCAAUGGGGCCAGUGAACCAGUUUGACUAUCAGCAUGGGGCUGCUUUUGGUCCACCUCAGGGUGGAUUUCAUCCACCUUAUUGGCAGCCAGGACCGCCAGGGCCACCAGGUCCACCAGCACCUUCUGCACCUCCUCAGAAUCGAAGGGAAAGGCCCUCGUUCAGAGACCGACAGCGUUCACCUAUUGCGAUGCCUGUGAAGCAGGAGCCUCCACAGAUUGAUGCUGUGAAGCGUAGAACUCUGCCUGCCUGGAUUCGGGAGGGUCUGGAAAAGAUGGAACGAGAGAAACAGAAAAAAUUGGAAAAGGAGAGGAUGGAGCAGCAACGCUCACAGAUGUCUAAAAAGGAAAAAAAGGAAAACGAUGAGGCUGAAGAAGGGGAUGGCCCACGGUUGCCUCAGAAAAGCAAAUUUGACAGCGAUGAGGAAGAUGAAGAUGCUGAAAACACAGAAGCUGUAAGUGUUGGGAAAAUCAGCAGGAGUCCAUCCCCAGUUCCUCAAGAGGAACAAAGCGAACCAGAGAUGACAGAAGAAGAAAAGGAGUAUCAAAUGAUGAUGCUGACGAAAAUGAUGCUGACAGAGAUUCUGUUAGAUGUCACAAAUGAAGAAAUUUAUUACGUGGCCAAAGAUGUACACCGUAAAGCAACUAAAGCUCCUGCAAAACAGCUGGCACAGUCCAGUGCACUGGCUUCUCUCACUGGACUCGGUGGACUGGGUGGUUAUGGAUCAGGAGACAGUGAAGAUGAGAGGAGUGACAGAGGCUCUGAAUCAUCUGAUACUGAUGAUGAGGAACUGCGACACAGAAUCAGGCAAAAACAGGAAGCGUUUUGGAGAAAAGAGAGAGAACAGCAACUAUUACUAGAAAAACAGCUAGAAGAAGAAAGGCUACAAAUUGAUAAAGUUUCAAAGGAGAUGAAUGAAUAUAUGAACAAAGAACAAAACAGCAUUUCGACAUCACAGGAGGCAAAAGAAAUUGAAGCAGAUAUGGUUCACGACAAGAAAAGAUCUCCAAAUGCAAUUGCGCUCGAUAUAGAACCCAAAAAAGAGGGUAAAGAAAAAGAGAGGACAGGAAGGAGUAGGUCGAGAACCUCGAGUAGCGGUAGCACUAGCAGCAAUAGCAGAAGCAGUAGCAGUAGCAGCACUGUAUCUAGUUCAUCAUAUAGCAGCAGCUCAGGUAGUAGUCGCAGUUCUUCGCGUUCUUCCUCUCCUAAGAGGAAGAAGAGGCACAGUCGCAGCAGAACACCUUCACACAAAGUUAGGCGCAGCAGAAGCAGGAGCUACUCUCACAGGAAUAGGAGAGAGAGGAGUAGGAGCAGGGAAAAAAUAAGGGAAAGGAGAAGAUCCAGUAGAAAUCAGAGUGCUGAGAGAGGGGAGAGGCGGAGAAUUCAGAGCCCUUCUCAAGAGAGGAGCUGGGAUAGACGUAGAAGUAGCAGUUCGAGAGACAGGAGAGUUGGCCGUGCCAGUCGCAGCAGGAGCAGGGAUAGGCGCAAACCCGAAGAGCAGCAUAGAAGCCCUCCUGGAAAUAGGCACAAACACAAAAGUGAUGGUAAAGAGCAAGAGAGGAAGAAAGAGCACGGUGGAACUGUAGACAAAGACAGAAAAAAGAACAGGGAAAGGGAGAGGGAUCAGGAAAAAAGAAAAGAUAAGCCUAAAAAGGAGGAAAAAGAAAGCAAGGCUAGCAAUCACGAUGACAAUAGAUUAAAGAGGAAAAGAGACAGUGAAAGAACUUUCCCUCGCAGCGAGACGAUAUCUGUGAAAAUAAUAAGGCAGGAUUCCAGACCAGACAGCAAAAAAGUUACUACCAAAGAUAGCAGGAAGCAGUCAGGCUCUGAAUCUAGUGCAAGGAGUAGUUCUGAAUCCCCAGGAAGCAGUAAGGAAAAGAAGGCUAAGAAAUCGAAGCAUAUUCGGUCGUGCUCCAUGGAGAAAUCUCAAAGGUCUGGUAAGAAGGCAAGCCGCAAACACAAGUCUAAGUCACGAUCAAGAUCAACAACUCCUCCUCGUCGUAAACGCUGAGGAAUUAAUGGCACCAGUGCUAUGAUGUUUAAAAAUUCCAUGAGUUAUAAAAGGCUUGUCUCAUUAUAGAGGCACAUUGUGGCUAUGUAGGUGAAACCAGAAUCCUUUUUUUAACCUGUAAAUAGGUGUAUUUUUUUCCAAAUGCUGCUCUGAAUUAAAUACCUGAUAGGAUUUCUUUGUAUUACAUUUUUUCAAGAACGGUAGUGCUUAAUAAGACUAUAAAACAUACCAUUCUCUUUCAGCUGUAAUGUUCUUAAAAUUACUAUUGAAUGUACUGUGAUGUCAAUAAAGCUCUUUAGUUCUUUUUUUGUUUACA